Messenger RNA from Salvia splendens (bonfire salvia), 3039 nucleotides. RefSeq lists its product as uncharacterized. The coding region runs from base 1996 to 2808 and encodes 270 amino acids. The record is from RefSeq and is a predicted model, not a curated record. Lineage: Eukaryota; Viridiplantae; Streptophyta; Magnoliopsida; Lamiales; Lamiaceae. The transcript has 5 exons.
UUAGCAGAGUAUAUCAAAUUGCGUCAUUUUUUUCAUGACCGAUCACAAAAUUGCAGUUCCGAUCACAAUUUGGAUCGAUUGACUGAAGUAUGAAGCUUCUCAUGGCUCACUACCAUUGCAGGAUGCAGCCGAUUUCUCAAUUUUUUGUGUUGGCCGUGCACUUCUGCUGUUAAUCGAAUAAGGGGCAUUGCUUCAGCCUUCAUCAGGUUUCUGUAAUGCCUGUAGAGGAAAGGGGAGAUGGAUUUUUUUGUAAUGCCUUUAUAUUGAUAAGAGAUCGCAACGGAUUAUAUUUGAGCUGCAGAAAUAGGUUUCAGGCGUUCUGUGUUGUUAUGAAUUUAGGGCUCUUUUUCUUUCUAAUAGGCAGAGAGUAGCCGAUUGUUAAGACUGCUUGAAAUAUGGCUUUUUUGGAUACUUGAAUUUGUUCAUGCAAAUGUCCUCCGCUUUACAACAGAUUAAGAACCCAAGAUUCAUGCUUUCCCACACUGAUUUUCUAAAUGCCGUGUGGAUUGGCUUUCUGUCGAAAAGAUGGAAGUAUGUUUGGACUUUGAUGCUUUACUUUGUUUUCAACAUAUAUUGGUUUGUGAAGUGGAUUUCGAUGAUUUGGGAUUUUAUCAAUUGGUGUUUACUUAUAAGAGUUGGCUCUCUCAACUUAUAAGGAUCAAAUGUAUGUACUGAUAACACAUAAUGAAGCAGCUGAAUGAGCUCCUCAAUGUUGUAGCUGGGAAGAAGGUUCGAGAACUUUGCUUUCGUUAUGAUGAUUGCACUGCUCAUGAGUUAAUCCCUCGCGUCCUUUGUGAAACAUUGGAAGGUUACAUUGUAGUAACAAAACAUCUCAUUGCAAGUAAUAGCAUUUUGGAGUAACCAAAGUAGUCUUGACGAGAUUUCUCAUAUGAGGUGAGGUUGCUGAGAAAUUUCUUUUACGUGAUUGUUUUAAGCACAAGAAUGUCUACUUAUAAGAUUGCCAAGUCAUGGGCCUUGAGUAGAUUGAUGGUUCAGGAAGUACUCAAGAAUCUAACAAUCACGAAUCUGUAUGGCCGUGAGAAAAUUUGGGUUGUAGACUAUAUUUCAACGCUAAGCUCAUGAUUUGUCUUCCGAACUUGCUCUUUAUCUGCUACAUUGGAUGAAUGCACAGUCUCUUCGGAUAAUGUCUCAGUCAACCUAGCCUUCUAUGUUUACCUUGUGGGUGGAUAUAAAAAACCGCUUACCUUGUUCUGCAAGGUUGAUUGGGCUUGAUGAUGUGACUAUGUCCAAUGUCCACUCUUCUUGCUAAGUGCAAGUGCUAAAAUUAAAAUGAGACUGUAUCUUUCAUGUUUUGGGAUAAGUGCACUAUUUGCUGCAUUUGAAGAAAUGGGGAUUUCGACUAUAAAUAUAAAAUGGACACAAACUGAGAAUGAAAAAAAUAUUGAACAGGAAUCUCAUGACAGGCUAAGUAGUCUGCUCUCUGAAAUCCUAGACCACAUUCUAUCGUUUCUCAGCAUGAAUGAAGUUGUGAAAACCGGUUUGCUGUCAAGAAAAUGGAGAUACUUCUGUCAUUCAACACCAUGCUUGAACUUCGAUUUUAGAGAUUUCUGGAACCAGGAGCGCUGCUUAAAUUUAAGUUACAAUGAAUGUGUGAUAAAAUUUUGGGUAUUUGUCAAGUGCGCUAUCGUGAUCAGAUCACCCAUUUGUAGACUGCGGCUCUACUGUGAAGUCUGUGAUACCAUUCAGCUUGAUUCGCUUUUAUAUCUUUGCGCUUUGAAAGAAGUCCAAGAACUUGAUAUUUUUACUGGAUAUGGAAUCCUGCAGUGUCCAAUUUAUUGUGGUGUACCAACUCACGUUGACGCAUUUAUACAGGGCGUGAAUAGCCUGGUUUAGUUGCAACCAUUGACAAGCUUUUCAAAUCUCAAGACCCUAAAUUUGGUUGGGGUCCAGUUUGAUGAUUCUGAUAUAGCUGCGAAUGUAUUCAGUGAUUGUGGUGUUCUUGAGACUUUAUCUCUGGAACAUUGUUGUUUUGUGAUGAGAAACCAUCUCAAAAUUUCUGCCAAUAAGCUUAGGACUUUCAACUUUGUAAACAAUGGCCCUUAUUGGUGGGAUUAUACGUGCAUGUUCGACGGUGAGCUGGAACUUCAUACUCCAAACCUUGUAUCUUUCUGGUAUAUCGGGCCAGUGCUACAGCUUAGUCAAUCCUCGGAUAUGCUAUUUUUGAAGAAUGCCUCCAUUGAGCUCCGAUAUCAAAAUACACCAGGGGACUUAGGUGCUAUGGUUUUAGGUAUUCGUCGUGUCCAGGAGUUAUCAGUGUCGCCAAAUUUUGUCCUGUACUACUCUCCUGCAUUUGAAAAAUACGCUGGCGACUUCAGUCCUCUCGACAGUCUGAGCAGCUUGAAGGUUGAUAUGGAAGUCACAGGGGACCAUAUGGAGGGUCUAAUAAAGCUACUCCAGCUUUCUCGUAAUCUUGAAACUCUAUGUAUCCGAUUCACUGAGCUCCCAGGGAUAAUCAGUUGGGAGUCCAGGAAAAUCGACGUCCCUAUGAUAUCACACAAGCUGAAAGAAAUUGAGAUUUUUACGGUCUACGACCCGGAGAAAUUGGUAGAGCUUAUCAGAUUCUUCCUUGAGAAUGGAAAAUUUUUAGAGAAGAUAAACAUCACGCAAGAGGAAGAAAUGCUGGAUCUGGAGGAGUUCUACACAUUGCACGACGCUGAGUUAGCAUGUGAAUCAGUUUCUAUAUCCAUCGGUUUAGCUUCUGCUUCUGGAACAGUCAAGAUGUUUGACUUUUCGUUUUGGAAAUGUGGUUCGGGUACAGCCGGUCAAUCUAUCGAAUAUGGACGGUAAAUCGAUAUUUCUUCUACUUGCUCUUUCUUAUCAUCAAAACAAAAACUAGGUAGCUUCAUAAGGUGAACUGAUGACAUUAUUAUUUAUAACUUGCUAAGACCAUUUCUAUCUUUUGGAUAUGCCAUCUAUCUGUCCUUGUUUGUUUUGAAGUUUUGCUGUUUUGAAUUGAUUGGGAUUGUUGAAACUCUGUGAUCAAUGCAUUGCUAUGCUCUAUUUUAGUAUAUUUCUCAA